Molecule: messenger RNA, 1199 nt
Organism: Nicotiana tabacum (common tobacco)
Lineage: Eukaryota; Viridiplantae; Streptophyta; Magnoliopsida; Solanales; Solanaceae
Product: protein CUP-SHAPED COTYLEDON 1-like
Biological process (GO): regulation of DNA-templated transcription
Molecular function (GO): DNA binding
Source: RefSeq, a predicted model, not a curated record
UUUAAACAAAGUUUCUAUCCCAAAAUGGAAGAAAAGCUUCCUCCAGGUUUCAGGUUCCAUCCCACAGAUGAAGAACUCAUCACUUUUUAUCUCACUAACAAAGUUUCUGAUUUCAGUUUCACUGCUAGAGCUAUUGCUGAUGUUGAUCUCAACAAAUGCGAGCCUUGGGAUCUCCCUGCUAAAGCUUCAAUGGGAGAAAAGGAAUGGUAUUUCUUUAGUCUUAAAGAUCGGAAGUACCCCACUGGCCUUCGCACAAACAGAGCUACAGAAGCUGGCUACUGGAAAACGACAGGCAAAGACAAGGAGAUUUUUCGUGGAGGAGUUCUUGUUGGGAUGAAGAAAACCCUAGUUUUCUAUAGAGGAAGAGCUCCUAAGGGUGAGAAAACCAAUUGGGUUAUACAUGAAUAUAGACUUGAAACAAGACUUGGUUUCAAACCUUCUAAGGAGGAAUGGGUAGUAUGUAGGGUGUUCCAAAAGAGCUCAACUGUGAAGAAACCACAGCCAACAUCAUCUUCCCCACAAUCCCUAGAGUCUCCUAAUUGUGACACUAACACAAUAAUUACAAAUGAGCUUGGAGAUAUUGAGUUACCAAUUAAUUACAACUGCCUAGCCACUCCGUCAAUUGGGAUGAUCAGCAAUAAUAUUUCCUUGCACAAUUACAACAAUGAGAACAUGAAUAUGAACUUGAACAUGAACUUGGCUUCUAGCUUGUUAAACAGCUCUAAUCUUUCAUCAGUAAAUUCUUUGCUUUUUAGGGCAUUACAGUUAAGGGGAUAUCAACCAAGAGAAGCUACAACUACUACUAAUGAUUACUCAUUUAUGCCACCUAUACAAGGGAAUAUUUCUCAGUUUGCAAACGAUAAUCAUUUUAGUUCUAAUUUUGUUGCUAAUAUUGGGGCAAUACCUUCUUCAUCUAUGGUAUUUGAUAAUUCUGUCCAGCAGCAACAGACACAGGAGCAACCUUACAAAUUGGACUCCAAUAUUUGGUGAAGAGCAGAGGAACGUAACUACGUACGUACGUUAGUCUUUAGUAGUCACAACUAACUACAGCUUUGUAAAGGGAAGGAGUUGGAACCAACCAAGACUAUUUGAUGGAAUUAAUGCUUUUAGAUAUAUUUACUGUAUAUGUUGCAGCAAUUCCAUAUGGAAAAAGUGUAUAAGACAUAAAUAAGCCCAAAAACGUGGUAAAUUUAUGUUCA